This is a messenger RNA of Gavialis gangeticus (Gharial), 1428 nucleotides long. RefSeq names its product glial cells missing homolog 2 (gene GCM2). Gene Ontology annotation, molecular function: RNA polymerase II cis-regulatory region sequence-specific DNA binding; DNA-binding transcription activator activity, RNA polymerase II-specific. The coding region runs from base 7 to 1428 and encodes 473 amino acids. Gene Ontology annotation, biological process: regulation of transcription by RNA polymerase II; gliogenesis. The record is from RefSeq and is a predicted model, not a curated record. Gene Ontology annotation, cellular component: nucleus. The transcript is spliced from 5 exons. NCBI's taxonomy places the organism in Eukaryota, Metazoa, Chordata, Crocodylia, Gavialidae.
UAUGGCAUGAAGUUAACCUGGGACAUCAAUGACCCCAAGCUGCCGCAGGAGCCCAAGCACUUUGACAGUUUCCAGGAAUGGCCAGAUGGCUAUGUGCGGUUCAUCUACUCCAGUGAGGAGAAGAAUGCACAGAGACAUCUCAGUGGUUGGGCUAUGCGCAACACCAACAACCACAACUGUCAGAUCCUCAAGAAGUCCUGUCUUGGUGUGGUGGUUUGUUCCAGAAGCUGCACCCCACCAAACGGCACCAGACUGCAGCUUCGUCCUGCCAUCUGUGACAAAGCUCGCCAGAAGCAACAAAAGAAAGUCUGUCCAAACUGUAAUGCAGCUCUAGAACUGAUUCCUUGCCGAGGACACAGUGGCUAUCCAGUCACUAACUUCUGGAGGCUAGAUGGCACAGCAAUAUUUUUCCAGGCCAAAGGAUUCCAUGAUCACUCUCGGCCAGAGAGCAAAUCAGAGGCAGAAGUAAGAAGAAGUGCUGUGAAGAAACAAACAUCCUCCUCCCAGCUUCCCCAGAAAAAGAGGCUUCUGGACUCCGAGGCAGGAUGGUAUCAUGAGAGCAGUGGUCAUUUCAACAAUAUCCAUCAUUUGCCAUGCAAGGAAGGCCCAGAGAGAUUCAGUAUCGUUACAGACACCAGCUUUCCUAUUGCAACUCAGUCUUACUCUUCAUUUCAAAAUACAGAUCCUUACAAAGUUACUCAUGACUCUAUUAGCUUUCAAGGGGAUAUGGUGUCACCCUACCAAAAGUGUCCUAACCCAAGGAUCUUUGUGCCUCGGCCUUGUGGCUAUGAAUUUGGAGUUCCUGCCUACAUAAGUUCUAGCUCCUAUCCAACACUUUACAAAGAUUUGACAAAUACCCCGGAUGAUACUGACCAUGUUAACUUGAAUGGAUCUCAACAUACUGGUUAUUCCUUGACUAUGCAUGACAAAAAUUUUGAUAACACUGACAGACAUCAUGGACUGAAACAGAUGAUGGGGAAAACUGGUUACGGAGACAGGAGUGACUACGGACAGAUUCAAGCAAACGCUAAUCAUCCUUAUUAUAGCGGGGAGUAUCCUUGCAGAUAUGGUAGCAAUUCCACUCCAUCAACCCCAGCUUUACAAACUGUUAUCACUACAACCACAAAAGUAUCCUACCAGGCCUACAAGCCCUCAGUAGUGAAGUACAGUGAUAAUAUAUGUGAUGUAAAAAACCUUCAGAAUUGCAGCCACAUUGCAGAGAACCUUUCAGGAACUGUUUACCCAGGGAUAAAGAUACAAGAAGACUGUGGUGUUCUCAAAUCGGCUUUGCUUUGCCAGCACGAUACGAUUUCCACAAAGCCAGAAAGAGUGGAGACUAUGGAUACCUAUCGGUAUGGGCCAACCCUGGCAAACAAUUACCCUGAGCAUGAAGGACAGCUAUUAAGAUUUGAAGGUGGUGAAUACUAG